Messenger RNA from Ziziphus jujuba (common jujube), 1213 nucleotides. Its product is annotated as peroxidase 27. Bases 43 to 1026 code for a protein of 327 amino acids. Gene Ontology annotation, cellular component: plant-type cell wall; plasmodesma. The record is from RefSeq and is a predicted model, not a curated record. The transcript is spliced from 4 exons. Gene Ontology annotation, molecular function: heme binding; peroxidase activity. Gene Ontology annotation, biological process: hydrogen peroxide catabolic process; response to oxidative stress. NCBI's taxonomy places the organism in Eukaryota, Viridiplantae, Streptophyta, Magnoliopsida, Rosales, Rhamnaceae.
GCUAAUUAAGCAUAUCUAUCAAGAUCAAACACAGAGAGACAAAUGGGUAUUCACAAGCUUGUCUCUGUUUUCCUCUUUCAGCUCCUUCUUGUUCUUUUGGUCUUGGAGAGAAGCAAUGCAAAGUAUUUGAAACUGGGCUUUUACAACCAGAAAUGCCCAGAUGCCGAGGCUAUUAUUACGAAGACAACUCACCACUACAUUUCUCGAGCACCAACCCUUGCUGCUGCUUUAUUGAGGAUGCAUUUUCAUGAUUGUUUUGUUAGGGGAUGUGAUGGUUCUGUGUUAUUGAAUUCCACAAGGGACAAUCAAGCAGAGAAAGCUUCAAUCCCCAAUCUAACUCUAAGAGGGUUUGAUCUCAUAGAUGCUGCAAAAUCGGCAGUAGAAAACAAGUGUCCCGGUGUUGUCUCUUGUGCUGAUAUCCUGGCCUUGGCAGCUCGAGAUUCAGUGGCAAUGAUUAAUGGACCAUACUGGGAAGUUCCUACUGGACGAAGAGAUGGAAGAGUGUCAAAAGCCUCAGAGGCAUUAGCAAACUUGCCUUCUCCUUUUGGUGACAUAAACCAUUUAAAAUCACUCUUCUAUUCAAAGGGUUUAAAUGUCAAAGACCUUGUUGUUCUAUCAGGAGGACACACCAUUGGGAUUUCUCACUGCCCUGCCUUCUCACCCCGGCUGUACAAUUUCACUGGAAAAGGUGACGCAGACCCUUCAUUAGAUCCACACUAUGCAGCAGAGUUGAAGAAAAAAUGUAAGCCAAGAGACACAACCUCAAUUGUUGAGAUGGAUCCUGGAAGCUUCAAAACAUUUGAUGAAGAUUAUUUCAGUAUUGUUUCCAAAAGAAGAGGUCUUUUCCAAUCUGAUGCUGCACUUCUUGAUGACAAAGAAUCAAAAGCUUAUGUCAAUCUUUAUGUAAAAACACAUGGAUCUACCUUUGCUAAAGACUUUGCUGAAUCAAUGGUGAAAAUGGGUCAUAUUGAAGUCCUCACUGGGAAGUCUGGUGAAAUAAGGAGGAAAUGCGCUUUUGUCAAUUGAUUAAUUAUUUGGGUUCUUGAUUCAAAAUUUUAUUAGUGUAUACGUUUUCCUUUUCUUUCCUUUUCUUUUCUUUCUGGACUGCAAAGUAAUAAGUGUAUAUGUGUGAGAUCUUCAAUUUCUUGAGGACAAUUAAUGGAGAUUGAAUCCAACAUGUAUCUUUGUAAUAUCAGAUUAUUGUUUCCAAUUG